AUGGCCUCAACAGAUGUGAAAUUUGCUCUAAUCUUCUUAUUCCAGAUAGUUGUUGGAAUCCUGGGAAACUUCUGGCUCUUCUACCAUUUUAUGUCCCAUUACCUCAGGGGAUAUGGGGCAAAGUCCACAGGCUUGAUUCUCAGGCACUUGACUUUAAUCAACUCCUUGGUCAUUCUCUCUCGAGGAAUCCCAGAGACCAUGACAGCUUUUGAGCUGAAAUCUUUUCUCAGUGACUUUGGAUGCAAAGUUGUUUUCUUUGUUCACAGAGUGGCCCGGGGUAUGUCCAUGGACACCACCUGCCUCUUGAGUGUCUUCCAAGCCAUCACCAUCAGUCCCUGGAGCUCCAGGUGGGCAAUGCUUAAAGGGAAAGCUUCCCAAUACAUUGGCCCCUCAAAUAUACUCUGUUGGACUCUGAACAUAAUACUCCAUAUUAUGGUUCCUGUGUAUGUGACUGACAAAUGGAACAGCAGAAACACUUCAAGAACUAUGGACUUGGGAUACUGUACUUCUAAACUGCAUGACAAACACACAGACUUACUGUAUAUGUUAUUGAUAUCUGUCCAUGAUGUUUUGUGCUUGGGGCUCAUAACUUGGACCAGUGUGUUCAUGGUUUCCAUCCUGCACAGGCACAGGCAUCAGGUCCAACACAUUCAUAGAACCAAAGUGCCCCCUACUUGCUCCCCUGAGAUCAGAGCCACUCAAAGCAUCCUUGUCCUGGUGAGCACCUUUGUAUCUUUUUACACCUUCUCCUCCAUUAUUUACAUUUAUUUUUCUGUUUUUUAUAAGACCUGCUGGUGGCUGAUGACCACCUCUGCCCUAAUCAAUUCAGGUUUCCCAACUGCCUGCCCCUUUAUUCUCCUGAGUCACAACCACUGUGUAUCCAGAUUCUUCUCUGUGUGUAUGGGAAGAAAUACACACUUCCCUCAUCUCAUCAGAGAAAUAUAA
Felis catus (domestic cat) is the source of this 945-nucleotide messenger RNA. RefSeq names its product vomeronasal 1 receptor felCatV1R17 (gene FELCATV1R17). Gene Ontology annotation, cellular component: membrane. Gene Ontology annotation, biological process: G protein-coupled receptor signaling pathway. Lineage: Eukaryota; Metazoa; Chordata; Mammalia; Carnivora; Felidae. The record is from RefSeq and is marked inferred. Gene Ontology annotation, molecular function: pheromone receptor activity.